Messenger RNA from Prorocentrum cordatum, 2334 nucleotides. The record is from the annotation of a GenBank genome assembly. Lineage: Eukaryota; Dinophyceae; Prorocentrales; Prorocentraceae.
AUGAAAAAAUUCUACGCGAACCUCCAGAAGUUGAUGCUUAUGUGGAUUUCUCUUCUUCGGAACUCGCAGCUGGGUGGGGUCAUGUACGCCGAGGACCGCGUCACCUUCUUCCCGAACACGACGUCGCACUUUGCCGGCCCCGCGCUGCUCGACCUGCACUUCCGGGCGGUGCUGCAGGCAGAGGGUGGUGCGCCUCUCCGCCUCGAGGUAUCUGGCCAGCCGCUUCCAGCCACCGCCCAGGAGCGGGGCGUCAUCGCGGGCAUCAGCGGUUUUGCCAUGGGGAUGGUCGUCUUCGCCGCGUAUUCCUUCAUCGCGACAGGCAUCGCGGCGUACGUGACGAUGGAGAAGGAAGUUGAGGUGAAGCAGCAAUUGAUGAUCUCUGGUGCGAGCCCGCUGGCCUACUGGGCCUCGAACUUGAGCUUUGACUGCGUGUUUGGCCUCUUCGCCUUCGUGAGCACGAUGCUUGUGAUGGCCAUCUUCGGAGUCCGUGAGUGGUGCAGCUUCCCCAACAUCGGUGCCACGGUGGCCUUGCUGACACUGUUUACCCCCGCGGUCUCGCUCUUCGCGUAUUUCUGGUCGCAUUUCUUCAACACGUCUGGGAACGCAGUUGCAGGUGUUCUCAUGCUGGGCCUGUUCCUCGGCACAUUUGGCAUCAACGUCUCCGAGACUCUCUCGCUCUUCCCACGCACCCGUGUCUACGGCUACGGCGCGCUCUGGAUCAUAGAGGCAGUGUUGCCUUCAGCCUGCGUUGGGCACGGCCUGAUGCACCUAGCAAUGUUCCGGGACAUCUCCAAGGCAAUGGGCAUCAGCCCUUUUGCCGGCUUCCUGACACACACCGAGUUCUGCUCGCCCGUCCGUGGGAGCUUGCCGUGCGUGGCCAAUGCCGGGGACGACUGCAUCAUGCUGGUUUUCGACAUGCUGCUGUACGCAGCCCUGGUCUAUGUGAUCGAGAUUGGAGGCCUCGGACGGUGGCUGCAGAGGCUGCCCUUCUUUCGGGACCCGAGGUGCCCUUCGAGCCUGCAGCGCGCCGAGGGCGAGGACGUCUGCGCCGAGCGGGCGCGGGUCGCAGGCCUGGACCCGGCGUCGCAGGUGCUCGUCGUCAACGACAUCUACAAAGCCUACAGGGGCGGCGUGCACGCUGUGCGGGGCAUCACGUACGCCGUGGGCGAGGGGGAGGUGUUCGGGCUGCUCGGGGUGAACGGGGCGGGCAAGACGACCACCUUCAGGAUACUGUGCGGUCAGAUUGCGCCCUCGGCAGGCCAGGUGUUCAUUCGGGGCAGACGCAUGGCAGACGAUGCUGCCGGGGCGAGAAGGCUCAUCGGCUACUGCCCGCAGUUCGAUGCGCUUCUCGACCUUCUGACGGCGCGGGAGCAUUUGGAGCUCUACGCCCAGGUAAAGGGCUUCGAGGGCCCGGGCAUGGACGCCGAAGUGAGGCAGAAAUUGGCCACUGUCGACCUGGCUGGCUUCGAGCAUUCCCGCGCUGGCCAAUUGAGCGGCGGCAGCAAGCGCAAGUUGUCUUUCGCGCUGUCGACUAUCGGAGAACCUGAGAUUGUAUUCCUCGACGAGCCCUCUGCGGGCAUGGACCCCGUGGCGCGGCACUUCAUGUGGGACGUGAUCCGAUCCAUCGCGCAGCGGCGGCCGACCAGCGCCGUCAUCUUGACUACACACUCCAUGGACGAGGCGGACGCCCUGUGCUCGCGCAUCGCCAUCCAGUGCCUCGGCCAGCUUCGCUGCCUAGGCUCCCCGCAAGAGCUGAAGCAGCGGUAUGGCUCGGGGCUGGAGCUCAAAGUUCGCUUGGAGGCGCCACGCCGCGCCGACGUGGAGCACCUCUGCGCAGAGUGGAACGGCGCCCCGGACACAGAGUGCCCCAGCCCAGACGCCCUGCGCCUCGUAGAGCAGCGCGUGGCGGCGGCCUGCGCGCCCCCGACCCGCGGUGGCAGCGCCAUCCUGCUCGGAGCGCUGGCGGAGUGGUGCCUCCUGCAGGAGCGGGCGAUGGCAGUAGACGCCUUCCUGGAGGAGCGCUGCGGCCGCGUCGGCCGAGCCAGCCGCGUGGAGGCCGCGGGCGGGUCACUGAGGUACCAGCUCGUGGGCAGCUGCCUCGGCGGCGGCCCGAUGCCCUACGCCGAGCUGUUCGCGCUGCUCGGCGAGCGCCGAAGGGCCCUGAGGCUCGCGGACUUCCAGCUCUCGCAAGGCACGCUCGAGCAGGCCUUCAACCGCCUCGCGGCCGAGGAGCUCGAGGGCUCGGGGCUCGGCUCCGGCAAUCCGAGCGCCGCGAGGCGCCUGGACGGCGGGCUGAUGCCUGCCCUCCAGGCCUCGAAGCAGAAGCCCUCAUAG